GGACGAUUUCCACCUGUUUCGCGUCGCACAGUCGCGCGGACGGCACCCUACGCGCUACCGUUGCCCGUUAUUUUCGCGCGUUUCGGUGUAAAAUCGUGCGGCGGACGUCGGACGACAGUUGUAACACACGCGCCCCCCGAGACAAUUGUGCAGGUAUGUCGUCCUGGACAAUAGUCGCGACGCUAUGCAUGGUGAGUGCACAUCAACAAUACUAUUAUAAUCGUUAAACAACGCGUUUUAGCCUAAAACAUAAACGCCAAACUCGCGUUAUAAUGUACGUGACACGUGUUAUAGGACGGUCCGUCAUUGGUGUCGGAUGGUCGUCAUCCGGUCCGAAAUGUUGAAAAAAAAAUGUCCCCAUUUUUUUUUUGGGUUUUCGUUUCAUCAUCCCUCCGUGUCACUGUUUCUACGUUGAAUUUCCAUUCGCAAUGAGAACAUAUACGGAUUCAGUGUGUUUAGACAAAUGCACGGAUUCAAUAAACUGGACCUAAACUCGCCCAGUAUUUCAAUGGGCCCUGAAAAAAUACCAUGUCACGGUAAAUUUUCGAGUGAAUAUAUGACGUUUUAAAACGAUACAAAUCGAUUUUUAUGAAAUGUUAUAAUAAAAUUAAUUUGGUUUUUUGCGGGUGCAAUACUUUUAUCUACCAUUUUUCGCCCGAUAUUCAAAUGUCUUCUUACGAGUAUGUAUAUUCGAUUUUCAGAAGAUUCCAAAAAGCUAGCACGCUGCACUCGGAACCAGUGUCGAUUUUUUAAAAAUUAAAUGAUUAAUUUAACGCAAAAAAAAAAAGAGUCAAUGAAGGGAAUAAAAUGCAAAUCUAAACAAAUUAGGGACAUAUUUUUUUAAUAUUUUUAAUAUAGAACCGAUUAAUAUCUAUCAAAACGGAAUUAAAAAUAAAAAUAAAUCUUAUAAAGACUAACCUAAUAUAUGUAUUCUAUAGAUUAUAUUGUAUAAAAAAGAAUAUGUGUCUGUUUGUCCCUUAUGCACUACUACACCAUUCGUCCGAUCGCCAUGAAACUUUUGUUCCACGUUGUACGGAGAAGGUUUAUGUAGCUAUUGAAAUCUACUCCAUACUGGACACCAUUCCCUAAAAUUCGAUAUUUCUGUAUUUUUAAUAUAAAGACCUAAUUGUUUAUGUUGAUUUACGGGUUACCUCGGUAACACGAAUGAAAAAAAAAAAACAUAGUGUAAUUCCCGUGCUGUGCGGGUAUCUACGGUAAUAACAUAUAAGUAAUUCGUUCUAUAUUAUCUUUUAUACAUAAAAUAACAUGUCCUGAAUGACCUGACUGAUUGGUUCAUCAUCGCCUAGCCCAAACUACUGGACGGAACGGGCUGAAAUUCGGCAUACACAUAGCUAUUAUGACGUUAGCAUUCGCUAAAAAAAGGGGUAAAUUAUGGGUUUUAGAUAUAUUUAGUACGAAUAUGGAAUUGUCCGUUUCAUGGGUUACCUGGGUGACACGAAUGACAGUUUAGUUGUUACGCACAAGAAAACUAUUAUUAUCAUAACUAUUAUUUACACAAUUAUCCAGCAAAAGCAAAGCGUUAUACAGCAUUAUUACAGCUAAUAGUUUGUAUUGAAAAAAAAAAAAAAAAUCCGACGACUAUUUCGUUCUAUUUCUAAUCUAUUAUAAUCGAUGAUUGAGUGCGCGUGUAUUGUUACUUUUAAAUUAUACAUAUAUUACAGCCAUCGUUGUUUUGUUUUUGUUUUUACCGUAAUCAGUUUCAAUAUUGUAUUUAUAUGCAUGGUUAUUAACAGUCAUAAAUUCGUUUGUGUACGCGACGUGUACAUAAAUCAUAAAAUACCUAUAUAUUAUUCGUUCUGAACGGCAAUAAAAAACAAAAAAAAAAAAAAGUUAAAACCCGGGGAGAUACUAACGAACAUUAUCGUCCAAUAAUAACAAUAAUUGCUCGCUCAGAUAAAUUCUAUAAUUAGAUUGCUAUUUUUUAACCAGUAGUAUACGUUACGACGACGUGAUAAAUCUUUUCUAUAUCGCUGUGUUUUCGCUCUUAAUCGACGUACGGUACAACAAAGUCCCGUUUCGUGUCGGCUCGUUCACUAUAGAAUUGGUCAUGGGCAUUAUUCAAAUAGUUCUUAAAUUUCUAAUGGGAAAAAUCCUAAAAAAAAAAGAAAAAGAAAAGAAGGCUGGUAUUCUUAAUGGGCGUAUCACUGUUUUACGAAACUUGAAAGGGCGGAUACAUAAAGUUAAUUAAUGUAUUUCUAUGAGUAACGACAAUGCAUUGCUAAAGAAAUACGAUUCCGAGCAUAAUUAGUCGUAUGUUUUACCUUGUUGCCAAGGUAACCCAGAAAUCAACAAAACAUUUUUUUCAUUUAUUAAGAUAAACUACAAGGAAGUUAAAAAAAAUAAUUACCUUAAUGCACCAACUAGAUCAAAAAUUCUACAAGAAAGUUUCUUUAAAGCUUAUAAUUGGAGUUAUAUUUCUGAUAGAAAAGUUGUUCACAGUCGGAAUAAAAGCACACAUCAUAGUAAAACCAAUAGGUCCCCCGGUAUGCUCCGAAUCUAAAAUAAAUAUCAUUGUAAAACCAAUACAUUCCUCGUUUCGCUCAGUAUAAGGAAAAAAAUCGAAAACAAUGAGACUGUUAAUGCCUUUUUCCGUUAUUUCCUGGUAUUUUACGAUUAUAAGGGAAACUGUAUACAAAAAAAAAAAAAAAAAAACCUAAAUGUCUCAUAUAGAUCCAAAAUCCUGAAUCAAAGGACUUUUGAUUGUCGUAGCAAAGUAGCAAAAGUAGCAAAAGUGUUCACAGACGAAUACAAAAUAAAACAUGAAUAAUCGCACAAACCAAUACAUUCCUCGUUUCGUUAAGAGUCUAAUAAUGAAAAAAAUAAUGAUCGUGUUUUCAGAGUUUGAACGGAUUUUGGUCGUUGAAAUAUCCCAAAGACUACGGGCCGACGUUGUUUGCAGACCGUUGCGGUACGACGGUGUUCGAUUUCAUAGUAGUGGGCGGCGGUAGCGCCGGCGCUACCGUCGCGUCCCGUCUGAGCGAAGUGCCCGAAUGGAACGUGUUGCUUUUGGAAGCGGGCGGCGAUCCGCCCGAUUACACGGAAAUCCCGUUGCUGUACAGCGAAGCAUUGAGGAGUGAUAGCGACUGGUCGUUUUUCACCGAGCCCGAACAACACUUGUUCAAAGGCUUGGAACGUGGCAGAAACCUUAUUUCCAGGGGCCUGAUGUUGGGGGGAUCGUCGUCUAUGAACGCCAUGAUGUAUUUGCGGGGUACCAGGCAGGACUUUGACACGUGGGAGCGACUUGGCAACACCGGAUGGGGAUUCAAUGACGUGUUCCCGUACUUUCUCAAGUCCGAGGAUUUCACGGGCAGCGGGAACAGGCUCGAUCCCGGGCUCCACGCGCGGGGCGGUCCACUAACUGUCAGCCCGUUCGAGUCCAUUGACCCUGCUUACCAGGUAAUCGUCGAGGCCGAGCGUCUGAUGAAUCUAACCGAGGUGGAUGAUUUGAACCGUGUCGUGCCACCAGUGAUCGGGUACGGGAAACUGGACGGCACGGUCCGACGAGGACUCAGGUGCAGUACGCUGAAAGCGUUCCUCAUACCGGCCGCCAAUAGAUCGAAUCUCUUUGUCGCGAAAAACGCGAGGGUCACUAGAGUGGUGUUCGACCAUAACAGACGGGCGGUAGGUGUAGAGUUGCUAGUGCCACCGUCUUGCGGCGGGCUUGUCACCAAUGUCGUCAAGUACGUGUACAGUAAACAAGAAGUGAUACUUUCCGCGGGGGUCAUAAUGAGCCCACAAAUUCUGAUGGUCUCGGGCGUAGGGCCUGCAGGGCACUUGCGCGAGCAUGGAAUCGAUAUCGUCGCGGAUUUACCCGUCGGAUACAAUUAUCAGGAUCACGUUUCGUUCGCGGGACUCGUCUUUAGCGAUCGGAAACACAGGCCUAAGAGCGAAAUAUCCGAAGAGAGCAGGGUAUUGAUACAGAGAACCAUGGAUUUAACGACCAGUGGUAUAGCAACGCUGGGCCUCACGAACCUCGUGACGUUCAUUAAGACCCGAAAGGACGCGAUGUAUCCCGACCUGCAGAUAGUGAAGGUACGGUUUUCGUACAACACGACGCGGAAGACGACGAAUAAAAGGAGCAGAAUGUCCAAUCUGUUCGGGUAUUCGGAUCGGGUGGCGAGAUUGUACGACGAACUGAACACCUUGAGCGACACGAUUCUCAUGAUACCGAUAAACGUGAACGACCGGAGUACCGGACGGGUCGUGUUGCGGUCGUCCGACCCGAAGGCGUACCCGAAGAUCCACGCCAAUUACCUGUCGUACGCCGACGAGGUCGAAACACUGCUCCGGGGCAUAGAAUUCGUGGUGGAAUUGUCGAAAACGGAACCUAUGGUCAGCGCCGGUCUGGUCCUGGAACAGGUCAGGUAUCCGGAUUGCGCAAACUACGCGUGGGGUACCCGGGAGUAUUGGUUGUGCGCCAUCGAGAAUGUAGCCGCGUCCUUCUAUCACCCGGUGGGCACGUGCAAAAUGGGACCCGCCGACGAUUACAGGACGGUGGUGGACACCGCGUUGCGGGUGAAAGGCGUCCGCGGGUUAAGAGUUAUCGACAGUUCGAUAAUGCCGAAAGUCGUAUCGGUCAACACGAACGCAGCGACCAUAAUGAUAGCCGAAAAGGGAUCCGACAUUAUAAAACAACAUUACGGCAAGCUCGUGUGAUCGGCUCGUGGAUCGUGACCUGCACGCUUUGCCGACGGGCAGCGUUUCGAUGGUCUCGAAUGUCUCGCCCUAUUGCCAAAAACUCAAAAGUAUCCCUCCUACACUGCAUUUUCCGGAGUGAUAGCGACAUUUUCGAAUUCCGUCCAAUCGUUCAAUUUGCCUUCUACUAUAUUAUAUGUAUAGAUUUUCAAGUACAUUGUAAAUCGUAUAGUAAUUGUAUUCAAUAAUUAUUUUUUCGAUCUGUCUGUUUAAUAAUGAAAAAAAACACCGCGAAGUGUUUUAAUGCAUAAUAGUAUAUGGUAUACUUUACUUUACAAUGUUAAAUAAUGUUUUUCCGUCGAC
This is a messenger RNA of Cinara cedri, 5019 nucleotides long. Lineage: Eukaryota; Metazoa; Arthropoda; Insecta; Hemiptera; Aphididae. The record is from the annotation of a GenBank genome assembly.